GGCGAUCAGCUUGCUGAGGAGGCUAUCGAGUGGACAUUGGAGUUCGCAUAUGUCUCAUUGAAGAGGCAGGAUUGCCAGCCUCACUUCUUCAAGAUUCAGAACCUCGACAAUGGCAAGGGCGGAGCUGCCGGUUGGUUUGCGGCUCAUUUGCAGAAGUUCUUGUUGGUGCGACACUUGCUGGAAGUUCCCAAGAAGAUGGAGCUUUCGGACCUCCAGGACGCAAUGUCACUGUUGAGCACUCCGCUUGCCUGGAACAGCAACUAUCCCAAAGUUUCCGACGACGAGAACACGGAGGCGGAGGAGCAGAAGCCAACACACAGCGAUGCCGUCUCAAAGGCUAUAGCCAAGCUCACGGAGGAGCACAAGUCGUUUUUCUUGUUUGCCAAGUGCCUUAUGGAGGGUGACUUCAACAAGAACUUGAACGAGAUGUGUGGCACCAAAGGCUUCCGCAUCGUGUCAGCUUUGUUCAACCAAGACAAUUCGUCCGCCCACAAGAACAUGGAGAUUGUCAUUGAGCUCAACAAGGCACUGAAGGGACUUACAGAAACAAGGCCAGUGAGCACCACUACCUCCUCGGAGGCACCGGGUCUCGGCGCCAGGGCGUUGGCUGUGCUUCAAAAUGAGGAACAGGAUCAUGUGCAGCGAGAGAGAGCUGAGGCCGAGCUGAACUCGUCUCAUCGUGUCUUUGUCAUUUCCAUGGACCUGUACGAUGAAACCUCGCCAACCCCUUGGUCUUCCAUUUCCAGCUUGGAGAAGAAUCAUCAGGAAGAAAUCACAAAGAUCCUGAAGUUCCUCGAGAAGGUUGCGGUGCAGCAGACAGACUUCAUUGUCGCUUUCUGUGGCCGCUCAGCAAUCAACCGGCGAUUCCUCGAGGAUGCUCUGAGUGUCUUGCAGUGUCCAUCCACGGUCACUGAUAUUUGGCUCUCAUAUCGCACCGGGAAAGCUGCCGAUCGCCCUGCCAGCCGGCGAGUCUUUGGGGGCGCGCCUCACCACGAAAUCGGCUUCAUGAAGGGUCAGGUCGCAAGGGUGCGACUCAAUACCAAGGAUCGCGAG
This is a messenger RNA of Symbiodinium pilosum, 1053 nucleotides long. The record is from the annotation of a GenBank genome assembly. NCBI's taxonomy places the organism in Eukaryota, Dinophyceae, Suessiales, Symbiodiniaceae.